UAAAUGCUGAUUCAUGUUUCUUUCAGUUCAUUUAUCAGGAAUAUUUUUUAAAAUACUUAUACAUUUUAGAUGAUUGAUGAAAGAAAAAGCAUGAAUAUUGGCGAAUAUUCGAGAUGUUCAAAUUCCUCUUUCCUUUUUUAGCAGAAGUAUUUACUCUCUGACUAUAUCAUAGAGUAUAAUACUCUUUGAUUAUUUUAUCUCUUCUGUGCAGAGGCAGUCUCUGCUUCUGUGGUUAUACUUGAUGUGGAUCUUAGUUACCUUUUUCGGAGAACGCUAAAGCGCCUGCGCGCUCGCCUCAUUUCGAUACGAGAUUCAAAAACAGUUGCCACAAAAUAGUUAGCUUUGGUCGGACAUUUGCAAUUUCUAGAAUUUUCCGGUGCUUUCCUAUGAUUUUCGACGAUUUCGAAUGAAUUUUCAACAUAAUAGAGAAAAGAAAUAAUUCCACUUGAACAAAAUCAACUACACCUACAUAUGAUGGAAAACAAUAAAUUCCAGGCAAAGCAAGACUUUCCGCUGAAAAUUAUUUCAGGGGACUUAGAAGAAAAUCAAGAUGAUGACAAUCAGAGAGGAAGGAAAUACUCAAUCAAUGGAACCUUUAGAUGAAUAACAUGAAAUUGGUGGUUUGUGAUCAUUACGAAAAUGAAGCGAGAGAAAAGAAAUAAUUUCACUCGAACAAAAUCAACUACACUGACAUAUGAUGGAAAACAAUAAAUUCCAGGCAAAGCAAGACUUUCCGCUGAAAAUUAUUCCAGUCUGGCUUGCAACGAAACCGGAGGUUAGCAAGCAAUGGACAAUUCAGCCACAUGAUAGCGACAGAAAAGAAGUAAUUCCUUUGGAACAAAAUCAACUACAGCAACUUAUGAUGGAAAACAAUAAAUUCCAGAUUAUCGGUGAAGCAAAACUUUCCACAGAAUAUUAUUGGAGGUUGGCUUGUAACGUAAAAAAGGACCGAGAAGAAAAAAAAAUCAAGAUGAUGACGAUCACAGGGGAAGGAAAUACUCAAUUAAUGGACACUUCAGAUGAAUAAUAUGAAAGUGGUGGUUUGUGACGAUUACAAAGAUAAAGCGAGAGAAAAGUAGUAAUUCCACUUGGACAAAAUCAACUACAGCAACUUAUAAUGGAAAACAAUAAAUUCCAGAUAAUCAGCAGAGCAAAACUUUCC
Molecule: messenger RNA, 1162 nt
Organism: Coccinella septempunctata (seven-spotted ladybird)
Lineage: Eukaryota; Metazoa; Arthropoda; Insecta; Coleoptera; Coccinellidae
Exons: 9
Coding region: 695-1027 (110 amino acids)
Source: RefSeq, a predicted model, not a curated record